This is a messenger RNA of Nothobranchius furzeri (turquoise killifish), 2049 nucleotides long. Its product is annotated as beta-1,3-galactosyltransferase 1. The record is from RefSeq and is a predicted model, not a curated record. Gene Ontology annotation, molecular function: N-acetyl-beta-D-glucosaminide beta-(1,3)-galactosyltransferase activity. Gene Ontology annotation, cellular component: Golgi membrane. Lineage: Eukaryota; Metazoa; Chordata; Actinopteri; Cyprinodontiformes; Nothobranchiidae.
AUAAACCAUAAUCUCGAAAUCGCUGAAUAACUAAACUUAAGGACUAAGGGCAAAAAGAUAAACAACUAAUGACUAGCGGGGUGAGGAGGACUAUUACAAACCCCUGAACUAUAAGGGAGUGACUAGGAGGAGACAUGAGAGAAGCCUAAAGAGAGCUGGGGAACACAAGAAGACACAUGAGGAGAACCUGAGGAAGAACAGGAGGGGCCUGGGGACCAAGGGGACACAGAACAUGACAUUAUGAAAACAAUCAAUUAUCUGUCCAAGAGGGUGUAUGUGGACCCAAAACAGAGCCUUGGGGUACCCCACAGAACAGAUCAGUAGAAUAAGUAGUAUGAGAUUGAGUCACUUUAUUAACAGGAAUCACUUGUUGCUUUUCACUUUGACGUUGUAGUAAAACCAGCGAAUCUGAGAACAAAGUAUGUCUCGAUAAACCAGCGCUGAAGAUGCUGCGCUUGUGUCCUGGAUCUGAGAAGCGUCUGUGGAAAAGAGUCAGACUCAGCUUGUGCUUUCUGGGACUCUCUCUGCUUAUGGGGACUUUGACCUUCGCAGUCUACAGUUGCAGAAGCCUGACAUCGUGGCCUUUACCCGGAUGGACCGUGAUGCCCUUGUCUAUACCUCCUUACAAAAAACCCACACCAGCGCCCAUCACACAGGAGCCGUCAGGGAUUUCAUCACCUCAGCUACCCCUCCCACAGUCAUCCUUCUUCGUGGCAUACCCACACCGAUACCAUUUCAUAGUAGACGAGCCAAACAGAUGCGACCAGGAAAGCCCUUUCUUGGUUGUUAUAGUCCCAGUACCACCACACAACAGAGAUGUUCGCAACAUCAUCCGCAGCACAUGGGGCAAACACACCACAGUGCUGGGUCAGGUAGUCAGCUAUUACUUCCUGUUGGGACUGUCCAGCGUAGGCGAUGGGAGGCAGCACCCUGAGGAGCAGAUCUUACUGGAAAGCCAAAAACAUCAUGACAUCCUGCAGAGUGACUUUCAGGACAGCUAUAAAAACCUGACCAUUAAAACAAUGCUCAUGUUCGAGUGGAUCAGUACUCACUGCCCCAACACCUCUUAUGCCAUGAAGAUCGACUCGGACAUCUUCUUUAAUGUACAUAACCUCGUCAGCAUGCUUCUAAAAGCCCCAAGACAUCUCUACAUGACAGGGUUGGUGGUGAGAAAUGCUCAGGUUCUUCGAGAUCCAAACUCCAAGUGGUUUGUUCCUUCUGCUGUUUUCCCUGAGUCAACCUACCCGCCUUACCCCAUGGGACUGGGCUAUGUGUUUUCCUUGGAUUUACCCAGGAGGAUACUAGAGGUGUCCACGCACAUUAGGGCAAUCUAUAUUGAGGAUGUACAUGUGGGUCUGUGCAUGAGACAUUUGGGAAUUGCACUAACAGAUCCUCCACGUGGUGGUUUGUUUGUUGCUGCCAUGCCCCAAACAACAAGCCAAUGUUACUGGGUCUCCGUCAUCACAACAAUGCUGUGGCGUUCAGAGCAGCUUUUGGACGUUUGGAAAACUUAUGAGAAUCAGACACAAAGUGACUGUUAGACUUCUUUUUGUGUGUGUGUGUCCUGUCUGGCUGUGAAGCGCACAGAAUUGAUGUCUGAAUGUUGGUGACAAGCCUUACAAAUUUACUCUCAGGUGGAGCAUCAAAGCUUCUGCUUUUAAUGUCACGCCUGAUACUGAAAACUUUAUUGUUAUUGUUUUUUUGAAUACUUGUAAUUCCAACCGGACACAGAGACAGAGGUGAAAGAGACAUCAAGAGACGGGGACGGGGGGGGGGUCCACAAAAAUAAACAAUCAAUGAUGAACAAGAGUCUGCUUCUAGACCUGCAGAAGGAGAAAAAAAAAGAAAAACAGACAACAAUACACCAGGAGCAAACAAUCACUACGUCAACCUGAUGAGCAAAUAUUACAUCAACCUUGUUUUACUGAACGGUGUGUUUGUGUGGAAUGUUGGAAGUGUUUAAUGUGCAAAUAAAAUUCGGGGGCAGGUUUCCACAGGCAUGUGGAAAUGGGGUUCAUACCCGCACCCCCUGACUUGUCCACCCCCCAA